AUGUCCACUAUCCAUACCUGCUUCAAGAUGUCCAUUAUCCCAACCUGCUUCCAGAUGUCCACUAUCCCCACCUGCUUCCAGAUGUCCACUAUCCCCACCUGCUUCAAGAUGUCUGCUAUGCCAACCUGCUUCAAGAUGUCCGCUAUCAUCCCCGCCUGCUUCAAGAUGUCCACUAUCCCCACCUGCUUCCAGAUGUCCACUAUCCCCACCUGCUUCAAGAUGUCCACUAUCCUCAUCUGCUUCAAGAUGUCCACUAUCCCCACCUGCUUCAAGAUGUCUGCUAUGCCAACCUGCUUCAAGAUGUCCGCUAUCCCCCCUGCUUCAAGACGUCCACUAUCAUCCCCGCCUGCUUCAAGAUGUCCUCUAUCAUCCCCACCUGCUUCAAGAUAUCCACUAUCAGCCCCUUGCUUAAAUAUGUCCGCUAUCCCAACCUGCUUCAAGAUGUCCACUAUCCCAACCUGCUUCAAGAUGUCCACUAUCCCCACCUGCUUCAAGGUGUCCGCUAUCCCAACCUGCUUCAAGAUGUCCACUAUCAGUUUCCAAGAAAGGGGAAAGUAA
Molecule: messenger RNA, 558 nt
Organism: Oncorhynchus masou masou (cherry salmon)
Lineage: Eukaryota; Metazoa; Chordata; Actinopteri; Salmoniformes; Salmonidae
Product: integumentary mucin A.1-like
Exons: 1
Coding region: 1-558 (185 amino acids)
Source: RefSeq, a predicted model, not a curated record